Bolinopsis microptera is the source of this 2167-nucleotide messenger RNA. Its product is annotated as tetratricopeptide repeat protein 16-like. Lineage: Eukaryota; Metazoa; Ctenophora; Tentaculata; Lobata; Bolinopsidae. The record is from RefSeq and is a predicted model, not a curated record. Gene Ontology annotation, molecular function: protein binding.
UUUUCAGAUAGGAUCAUGUUCUGAACGAGUUUAAUUCUCAUGUAGACACUGUAUGGAUGAACUAGAGAUAAAUGAUUAUUUACGCCGAGCGCUGGAGAGUGCUGGUGGACAGUUUUCUGAGCUAUCAGUUUCGUACAAUGACCAAGAGGAAGAAGUUGAUGAUGGGACAGCUUUUUUAACAGAUCGGCCUCUUACGCCCAAAGCUGAGGUCAAUGAGGCAGAACAGUUUCAUGCUAACACUGAUAACUCAGAUAACAGACUGAAGCAGAUUAAGACCCAGAAAGCAGCUAGACUUGUUGCGGAAGCCUGUGAAAUAAUGAAACUCAACCAAUUUCUAGAAGCAAAUGCCAAAUUGAGUAGAGCCAUACAAAUGAAAAGUGAUAAUGCCAAUUAUUACAUGCUCAGAGGGGAAUGCUGUUUGCAGCUAUGUGACUUCAAAGAGUCUAUUAUAAACUAUAAUCAUGCAAUCUAUCUUUCACCAGAUAGUUCAGAUGAGUGGGAAGAGAGACUGGCUUACAUUCACUACCUCUACAGUCAGAUCCUGUAUGAUGAACAUGACUAUGAGGGUACUUUAGUUCAAAUCAACUUUGCUUUGCACUACAGCCCAAACAAGUUUUCAUAUCAAUGCCGGAAAAUAGCUUAUCUUUAUGCCUUGAAACAGCACAAAGCAUGUUUGGAACUUGUGGAAGAAUUACUUAAAGAUAACGAGAAAGCUGAGCUUUAUGUUUUAAGAGCCAGACUCAACAAGUUAUUUGGUCAUAUCACAAAGUGUUUCUAUGAUGUCCAUAAAGCGCUAGAGUUAGACCCUGAUAACCUCCAAGCUUCCAAUAUUGUGGAAGAGUUGAAUAAAUCUGCUGAGGACUGCAGGUCAGUUGCAGUUAAUCAAGCUCUAAGUGGAAAUCUAGCGGAGGCAAUUAAUAAAAUAACUGUGUCUAUUGAUACAAACCCUACUAUCGCAGAGUACACUGUUUUUAGGGGAACACUUCUUCGGCAGCAAGGGCAGUAUGAUGAGGCUAUUGAUGAUUUCAUGAAGGCUCUUACCAAAGUGGGGGAGGAUAGUAAGACACAUAUUGACGCAUUGAGGCAACUUGUGUUAACAUAUAAUGACUUUGCUGUGGAAUGUUAUUCCAAGAGUUACUUUGAAGAGGCAAUCUCUCUCUUAGAUCAAGCCAUAAAACGUGAGAGAAACGAGAAAGGAUUUUACAUGAACAGAGGCGACAGUUUCAGAAUGAUCGGUUACCUCAGCUUUGCUCUGGCAGACUACCAACAAGCACUUGAACUGGAUCCCCAUGAUUGGGUAAUCAUUUCCCGGAUAAGUUUGGUUCACCACCAGUAUGGUAAAGAAUACACCAACAAGCAUUAUGCUGAUGCAGAGAAGUGCUUCACCACAGCCAUCACAUGUAACGCCAAGAUCGCUCAGUAUUACAUUUCAAGGGCGUGGUCCCGGUUCAUGCAGAAGCACUUGCCAGCAAGCCGCGCUGAUCUCCUGCGUGCAAUGUACCUGGAUAGUUCUAUUGAGGAGGGUGUCAUGCUUGCUGCAAGACUUUAUCCUAACCAGAACAUAGACUCUAUUCUCAAUGCAAAGAGCAGUCAAAAGAUAUUGAAUCAGAUGAAAGAGCUUGUAGCAGGGGAGUCCUCAACACACGAUCAAGUGGUGUUAUCUUCCAAUACUCUAGCACAUGAGCCUCUUGCUGAUGAGAACAUAGCGCAGUACAAAACCUGGAUGGACAGAUAUAAAACUAAAAAUAAUGAUGUCAAAGUUCUUCUUGAGAGCCGACCUACGCUCAAUCAGAAAAUUCCGAAGAUUAUCUCCCAUCAGAAGGUGAAUCAGCAGGAAAAUACAACUUGUGGAUGGAUGAAGAAAUAUUUUGAUAGCAAAGCUAGCCCAGUUAGUUGAGACUGUGUACAGUCGAAACCUUGUUAUAAUUCUCUUUGUCAGAUUACAUUCGAAUUUACCUGAUCGUUGAUUAGAAAGGUGUUAGUGUGGAUGCUGUCAAUUGUCCCUCUGUUUGAACUAAAAUUUUAAGAUAGAGAUAUAAAUGCCAGAAGAACGAUGUGAUAGAUAUCUUAAUCAAUUUGAUCCAAAGAAAUAAUUAAUUUGUGCAUUAUAACUGAUGCUAUUGAUAAAUUUUCAAUCAUACAUUUUUUAGAAACUGAUUUUAUACCA